This is a messenger RNA of Malus domestica (apple), 3216 nucleotides long. RefSeq lists its product as uncharacterized. The record is from RefSeq and is a predicted model, not a curated record. Lineage: Eukaryota; Viridiplantae; Streptophyta; Magnoliopsida; Rosales; Rosaceae.
GUUUGUCAAAUUCAUAAUUCCCCAAAUUUUCCAAACCGUUCACAUUCGAAAUGGCUCUGGAGAGGAACACAUUCGAAACCAUAACCCCAUCUCGUUUCAUCACCUUCACUUUCCCAAACCCCUCCAACUCCUCCUCACUCCUCCGCGUCGCCGUCCUCGACUCACCUCUUCAACUCACUGACUCACCCCGAGUCGCCGCCAUGCUCGUCCCCAUCCACCGCGAGUCCGACUGGAUAUUCUCCACCGAGUCGGGCCACCUCCAGCUCCUUCUCAGCUCGCCUGGGAUCUCCCGCCUAAUCCUCAUCGGCAGCGACCGAUCCGUAGACGCUCACCAUUCACCGCCAAUCUACCACCGUCCGGAUAAAAACGGCACGUCGUGUAAUGAGGAACUCGGGGUGAGUGAGAAAUUGAAACCUCUUUUGCUUGCUUUAUCUCCAAAGUGUUGCUUCAAAUUUGGCAUUCCCGAGAUACCCAUUUUGUGUUAUGAAGAUAAUGUGGUUUCUAGUGUGGUUUUGGAGAGGUGUGUUGGGUCUCUGGUUGGGGAAAUGGUGGUGGAGGAUGUGGAGAUUGAGAGUGGCGCCGGCGAGGUUUCGAAGAGGGAGUUCAGGAGGCGUUUGAGGUUUAAGAGAAUGCCCAAUUUGGUUCAAACGGAGGUACGCAUUGUUCCGAAGACGGGUUUUGGUUUUGAUUGUGUGGAAUUUGGAGAAAUAGAGUUUAGGCUGGAUAAUAGUGUUUUAGUGCACCCUUAUUUGGUUCCUAUGGUGGCAAGUCUGAGUCUUGUUGCUUCUUGUGUCGAGGAACAGAUUCGAAGUGGGUUUAGACCCAAAGUUUUGUGUUUAGGAGUUGGUGGUGGAGCUUUGCUUGGAUUUUUAAGUGCCCAUUUGAGUUUUCAGGUUGUGGGUGUGGAGGCGGAUGGGGAGGUUCUAAGGGUUGCUAGGAAGUAUUUCGGACUGGAAGAUGGUGAGCAUAUCAAUGUUCACGUUGGGGAUGCAAUAAAGUUUAUAGAGAAACUUGCUUUCCGUGUUAAUGAACGGACUGCCGGUUCUAUUUUUGCAGAUGAGGUAGAGGAUGGUAGUGAGUCUUGUGACAUGGGCGAUGGCAAUGACGUUCAUACUAAAUUUGAUGUAGUGCUUGCUGAUUUAGAUUCAAGUGAUGCUGGGGAUGGUAUAAUUGCUCCGCCGUUCGAGUUUGUUAGGAAGCAUGUGCUUUUGGCUGCCAAAUCAGUUCUUUGUGAUAAUGGCAUCUUUGCUAUAAAUGUUAUUCCUCCAAAUCGGUCAUUUUACACAACAAUGAUACAUGAGUUUAGAGAAGUUUUUCAUGAGUUGUAUGAAAUAGAUGUUGGAAAUGGGGAAAAUUUUAUUCUUAUUGCUGUUGUGUCGCCUGUUGCAUCUGCUACUAGUGAUUGUGAAAACUCUUUCCUUAACAAACUAAGAAUGGUUGUAUCAGGAGCAUACUUGAAUUCCAUAAAGAAGAUCUAAGAUAUAGGGGAGAGGGGGGGGGGGUGGUUGUGGAAAGAGGAAAAUGGAUAGGAAGUAGAUGCCGAUGAAACAAUCCCUUCGGACCCAAUACUGGGGAAGGUGAGACUGUAAAGAGGACACUCUCUUCAUAAUUUGACCAGUAUUCGUUUUCUUAGUGAUAAGAUCUCCAGAUAUAGAGCAACUUAAUUGUUGGUUCUCCACCCUCAUAUUUUGAGUGAAAACAUGCAUCAACGGUGGGCUUGGAAUACUAGCUCUGACUGUUCUUCCAAGCUCUGACUGUUCUCUUGAGAAGAAUUUGAGACUUUGAUAGUAGUUUGGAAACUUAUGCUUCUUUAUUGGGUAUGAGAUAAAAGGAAAAAACUCAACUUAUUCGGUUCAGGUAACACUUAUAAUGUUGCCGCCGAGGGAAAAAGAAGGAGUGAUUAUAGGGAAGGAUGCUGGUGAGGUGUUUUGGUAAAACAGGUGAAGAUUAAAGCAGUGAUGAGGCAGCAAGGAUUGGAUGUCGAGGUGGUCAUGGCAAUGAGUGGGGUGGGAUUGAGGACAACAUUGUCAAUGAGUGGACCUGUUUUUUGCCUUAUCUAGUAGCCCCAAGAUUCAAAUUUCUUGAUGGCACAGUUGCGCUUAUUCCUGCAGAAGCAAAAGGAUUAGGAGGCAUGGUUAAGUUUUCUCCUCCAAACAUCUGAAUCACCACCUUCCUAGGAGGACGAUCAACCGGUGCCAUUGGGUCUUCUCCUUCUUCUAGAAGAUUAUAGACUGUCCCUGGGUAGUAAGCCUCGUCAGUGUUCUCCAUGGUUGCACCAAUAUCCUUUUACCUCGUACCAUAUCAAGCAAAUGCAUCCCAAAACUAUAGACAUCUUACUGAUAAGACACAUUUCCAAAGUUCCUUGGGAACACUUCCGGUGCAAUGUAGCCCGUGGUCCCUCUAGCUUUAGUCAUUGACACUAUGCUUUGAUCCUUGGAGCACAACUUGGCCAAACCAAAAUCCGAAAGUUUUGGAGUGAAGUUAUAGUCUAGCAAAACGUUAAGUGGUUUGAUAUCAAAAUGGAGGAUUCGCUGAUUGUAUCCAUGGUGCAGAUAUUCAAUUCCUUUGGCUAUUCCUAGAGCAAUGUCUUGCAAUUUGCCCCAAAAGAGGUUGCAUCCUUUAGUGUCGGCGGAUGAAAUGAAACUCUGUAGUGAACCGUUAGGUUAGAGCUCAUACACAAGAGCACUUAUAAAUCCGUCAGCACAGAAGCCAACCAAGCGAACAAUGUUAACGGGGUGGAUAUGGCUCAUCGUUCCUGCUUCGUGUAUGAACUCUUCCCCAUUUCCCUUAGAAUUGUUGAGGACUUUGACAGCAUCAAAGAAGUCAGAAGAAAGUUUUCCUUUAAAAACAGUUCCAUGGGCUCCCUCUCCCAACUUGUAUUUGAAUUGAUUUCUAAUCCUCUUAACGUAGUAGUGUGUGCACCGAUUUACCGAAAGCAUGUAAUUAGUUCGUAUGUUGAUGAAGAGGAUAUGAGCAUGGAAGAGCACCUGCUGGAUGAAACUAGGUCUUUCCCUCCUUUCUGUCGAUGAAAAAGGUCGUGAUUGGUACGGAAGGACACCUGCUGGGACUCAUGUGAGCACAAAUAAUAAUUGCUACAAUAAAUUUACUUUUUCUUUUUUUUCCCAUACCUUUUGCUUUUAUCUGCCUAUUAACAAAAUCUUCUUUGUCAAUCGAAAGAUGAUGAAAAAUACUAUUUAGUCUUUUAUCACAACGAAA